This is a messenger RNA of Rosa rugosa (rugosa rose), 2822 nucleotides long. RefSeq lists its product as uncharacterized. Lineage: Eukaryota; Viridiplantae; Streptophyta; Magnoliopsida; Rosales; Rosaceae. Bases 418 to 2430 code for a protein of 670 amino acids. The transcript has 2 exons. The record is from RefSeq and is a predicted model, not a curated record.
UUUCUUAAUAACACGCGCACCCUCUUCGCUUCGUCAUUUCCGCAUCUCCCUCUCACCUCUCUCUCCUCGCCGACUCGUCCACUCUCUCUCUGCAGCCGGCGCCUCCUAAAACCCUAGCUCCCACUGCGCAACCCAUCGACCCCGAAUCCAAAUCCGGAGGAUGCUCGAUUUCCAUAAGGAUGUUGCAAGGGAAUCUGGUUUUCUGAGAUAUAUGUAUUGCAGCAACUGAUUACUGAAAGUCUGGUUUAAAGCUCCGUUUAAAAUGGAUCGCCGCGAUACAUCAGGAUUUGUUAGUGGGGGUGGGAUGUACUUUUUCAGAGACAUCUAACCCUAAUUUGUAGAUAAAUUUGUUUAGCUCAGAAGUCGUUGCAAUUUGAUUAGUCUUGUGUAUAAUAUUAUUCCAAUAGCCGUUACUUAAUGGACAAUAGGUCUCAGAACCUGGGUUUUGCUGCUAAUUACUCCUCAAAUAUUUUCAAGAUCUUGGGCAAUUCAGUGCCAGUUUGCAGAUCUGGAGGUGACUAUUGCACAGAUACCAUCUUACGGCUCAAUUCCCCUGGUUCUUCGAUCAGUUACAUGUCAAGCCCUAAAGGAACCAAACGGAAGUGGAGUGUGAUUGAUGGAUCCUUGAACCAACAUGUUCGCUCUUCACUGUCUCUUGGGCUUGGCCAUUCACCAAGUUCUUCAGACAGCAAGGGGAGUUCAGCAACUGUUUGCACUACAAUGUCUUCGGCCAAAGAAACCGAUGAGGAGUCCUCAAUGGAUCUUGAACUGGACUUUUCUUUGCAUCUUGGAAAUGAAAUGGUACCUAGCCUGAAGAAACCUGCUACUUCAAACCUGGCCGCACCAGACCUCCAGCCUAAGGUUGACUUGGAGUUAAGUCUCUCAACUGUGCUCUCUGAAUCUGCAAUCACUUCUGUGGAUCGUAGUUCUACUUCUGUUCUUUCAGGCAUGGAGAUGCCACCAGCGAUUGGCGGGGCCCAAAAUGCAGAUGAAGUAUCAACUUCAUGCCACUGGAAGUCAGGGGUUGCCGUUAAGCCAUUCCAGACUUCACUGAACCCAGGGGCUCAUUUCCUUUUCAAACCAGUUCCAAAUAAACUUGAUUCCAUUCCUACUGUUCCAGACAUCUCAUCAAGCAUAUUGACCACACCAAAUAGCUCAGUCACAUGUACUUCUGCGAUCACACACAGACAACAGCCACAUCAUCGCAGCUCCAAUUCAAAGACGUGUCAGGUUGAGGGAUGUGGAAAGGGUGCCAGAGGUGCUUCGGGCCGCUGCAUAUCUCAUGGUGGUGGUAGGAGGUGUCAGAGAGCUGGCUGCCACAAGGGUGCUGAGGGCCGCACAGUGUAUUGUAAGGCUCAUGGUGGUGGCCGGCGAUGUGAAUUCCUGGGGUGCACCAAGAGUGCAGAAGGACGCACGGAUUUUUGUAUUGCCCAUGGUGGUGGUCGGAGAUGCAGUCAUGAUGGUUGCACAAGAGCUGCCAGAGGCAAAUCAGGAUUGUGCAUCCGUCACGGUGGCGGCAAGAGAUGUCAAAGAGAAAAUUGCACCAAAAGUGCCGAGGGACUCUCAGGCCUUUGCAUCUCACAUGGAGGUGGUCGCAGAUGCCAGGCUAUAGGAUGCACAAAAGGGGCACAAGGGAGCACAAUGUUCUGCAAGGCUCAUGGUGGAGGGAAACGAUGCACUGCUCCAGGUUGCACCAAGGGAGCGGAAGGGAGCACACCCUAUUGCAAGGGCCAUGGGGGAGGGAAGAGGUGUGCAUUCCAAGGUGGUGGGCAUUGUACAAAGAGUGUGCAUGGAGGUACCAAUUUCUGUGUGGCACAUGGGGGUGGCAAGCGAUGUGCCAUGCCUGAGUGUACAAAGAGUGCAAGGGGACGGACUGACUACUGUGUCCGACAUGGUGGAGGCAAAAGAUGCAAGUUUGAAGGGUGUGGCAAGAGUGCACAAGGCAGUACUGACUUCUGCAAGGCACAUGGUGGAGGAAAGAGAUGCUCUUGGGGCCAUCCUGGGUCUGUUUAUGGGCGCCAAGCUGUGGGUCCUUGCAACUCAUUUGCAAGGGGGAAGACAGGUCUUUGUGCACUCCAUAGUGGUCUGGUUCAGGAUAAGAGGGUCCAUGGAGGUGUUACCCUGGGGCCUAUAGUUCAGGAACCUAAACUUGGAAAGUUGGAAAAGGUGAAAGAAGUUGAUGAAAUGAAUGUUGAUGAAGCCAUGACUAUUGGGAGCAUAGCUACUACAGUAAGCAGAAGCUGCUCUGAUCUGAAGCAUGGUGCUAACUCCGUUGGUCAACCUUCAGUCAUUGUUCCAGAAGGCCGUGUCCAUGGGGGAAGUCUGAUGGCGCUGCUUGCAGGUGGUUCAGAUACUGCCAACACAAACAUCAUGGGAAGUGAUUCAUCUGUGCCAGUGAAGUCUUACUUGAUGCCCAAGAACUGGAUGUAAGGCUAUUUCUCAACUUUGUUAUUUGGUUCGGUCUCAGUAGUUGGCAGAGUUUCUCUGCAGGUCUGUCUGUCUUGUGUCCUUUGCUUCUUAGCUUGUUUAGUCAAUAGUGGGUUUGAUAUAUAUAGCGAUAGAAGUUCUCAUUCAUUGGUUCGAAUGGAGGGAACCCUCAAGUGCCUAAAAGACUUUAGUGUAACAGUAUGGUGGUAUAUCAAGGUUAGGGGCAUAGUUAGCAUUUGGAGUCUGGUCUUUGGUGUUCUUUCCUGUAAAUAUUUAUAAAAUGUCCAGCAGUUAUGUUGUGCAUACAGGUUUAUACCACCUGUAUGGUCGGUCAGUUUGUCGGACAUUCUGGUGCAAUAAAUAAAGCCUUUACUGAGAUCACAUAUAUUCUAUCA